Molecule: messenger RNA, 1884 nt
Organism: Helianthus annuus (common sunflower)
Lineage: Eukaryota; Viridiplantae; Streptophyta; Magnoliopsida; Asterales; Asteraceae
Product: cyclin-A1-4
Exons: 8
Coding region: 211-1626 (471 amino acids)
Biological process (GO): regulation of cyclin-dependent protein serine/threonine kinase activity; mitotic cell cycle phase transition
Cellular component (GO): cyclin-dependent protein kinase holoenzyme complex; nucleus; cytoplasm
Molecular function (GO): cyclin-dependent protein serine/threonine kinase regulator activity
Source: RefSeq, a predicted model, not a curated record
UUUCUCUCUCACUCUGCUUUUUUCAAAUUCGUUAAACCCUCUUUUGUUCUGACAAAAUCAAACGGAUACUUUUGUUUAAAAUCGUAUGAAUUCAUCUGGGUCGUUGCGAAUUCUUUUCAAUUUGUUCUGAAAUUUAAACCCCCAAUUGGUGCUCUGUUUCUAGGGUUUCUUGUUUCUUUCAUUUGUUGAAACCCUUUUUUCGUAAUCUUGAUGUCGACUGUCGCGCAUAAUCGGAAAUUGACUGGAACGACGUCGUCUCUGGCGAAGCGGCAGGCGUCGGAGAAUGUCGCCGGAAAGUCCACGGCGGCGCCGCCACAUAUGGCCAAGAAACGCCCUGCUCUGGUUAACGUUACAAAUCAGCGACCCACGGCUCGUAAUGCGUCUAAUUUGAUGGUACCGAAGAAAGGAUCAUUGUCUACAAAUACGUUUGGGAUAUCGUCAUCUUCGGCCCAUUUGAAUCCGGCUGCUUUGAGUAAGAAUAUAUCAAGAAAAGAUGCAACUAUUUCCAAGAUCAACAUUGUUCCUUCUGUUCAAACUAAAAUGGAGGUCUCUCCGGUUAAAUCGGAUGGGUUAUCGGUAUCUAUGGAUGAGACAAUGUCCACUUGUGACAGUUUGAACAGCCCUGAUGUUGAGUAUAUAGAUAGUAAUGACAUUGCAGCGAUCGAGUCGAUCGAGAGGAAAACGAGUAGCAAACUCAACAUUUCAGAUCAUGUGGAACCCACAGCAAAUGUAUGCAAGAGGGAGAUACUUGUGGAGAUCGGGUCAAAUGACAAGAUUGUUGAUCUUGAUGUCGAUUUCAUGGACCCGCAGUUGUGUGCGACUAUGGCUUGUGACAUUUAUCAGCAUCUUCGAGCAUCCGAGGUGAAGAAAAGGCCUGCGGUUGAUUUCAUGGAGAAGGUGCAAAAAGACAUCAAUGCCAGCAUGCGUGCGAUCUUGAUCGACUGGCUUGUCGAGGUUGCCGAAGAGUAUCGGCUCGUGCCCGACACAUUGUAUUUGACCAUCAACUACAUUGACCGAUAUCUUUCGGGGAAUUUAAUGGAUCGCCAACGGCUGCAGUUGCUCGGUGUUGCUUGCAUGAUGAUAGCAUCGAAGUAUGAGGAGAUUUGUGCACCCCAAGUGGAAGAGUUCUGCUACAUAACAGAUAACACAUACUUCAAAGAUGAGGUAUUGCAAAUGGAAUCUAAAGUUUUAAACUUCUUGAAGUUUGAAUUGACAGCCCCAACUGUUAGAUGUUUCUUGAGAAGAUUUGUUCGUGCUGCUCAUGGUGUAAAUGAGGCUCCAUCCAUGCAUUUAGAGUGUUUAGCAAGCUACAUAUCCGAGUUAUCUCUUGUGGAGUAUAACAUGCUGCGAUACGCUCCUUCUCUUGUCGCUGCAUCCGCCAUUUUCUUAGCAAGAUACAUACUUUCUCCAUCCCAGAAUCCUUGGAACUCGACGUUGAAGCAUUAUACUCAGUACCAGCCAUCGGAACUCUUCGAAUGCGUCAAAUCGCUGCAUACACUUGUUACUGAAUGCCCGAAUUCGAGUUUGCCAGCAAUCAGGGAAAAAUACAGUCAACAUAAGUACAAAUUUGUUGCAAAGAAGUACUGUCCUCCAUCCAUACCAAUGGAGUACUUCCUGAACAACUAAACUAGGAGACAGAGAUGACAUGGCAUGGCAGUAAUGAAGUAAGUAUUUGCAGAAGAGCUGAGCUGGUUGACUGAGAAUCCUGAACAACCAAACAGCAGUUGUUGUGUUGGAGGGUUGCUUCAUUUCAUGUGAAUGCUGUUCUUGUGUUGAUGAUGAUGAAUCAUGCAUGGUAUUAGAAUCUUGAAGAUAAUAGAUGCUAUUUUUCCCCCUUAGUUCUGUUCUAAUUAAUGAAUACAUGCAUCCAUGCAUGCAUAUAAA